This is a messenger RNA of Scatophagus argus, 2177 nucleotides long. RefSeq names its product TM2 domain containing 3 (gene tm2d3). The record is from RefSeq and is a predicted model, not a curated record. Lineage: Eukaryota; Metazoa; Chordata; Actinopteri; Scatophagidae. Bases 218 to 1003 code for a protein of 261 amino acids. The transcript is spliced from 6 exons.
CAUGUUGAUCUUCUUUACAAUAAUUUUUGCUGGAGGAAUUCAUGUCAGCGGAAUACUUCUUCACUGGAACAACCACGGCUUUUUCGAUCAAACAGCCGUGAAAUGGUGCCAUAUUCACGAGCUCUUAACUUCCCACGCCUCAGACUAGCAGAGGAUUGAUCACAGUUCUUUUUUCCUACAUGACCUGAAUGCAGCUUUGCCUAGCCCAGCAGCAACAAUGGCCACUAACUGUCAGAUAUGGAGACCGGAUCGAGGACGGUGCUUCAAAACUUAUGGAAUCAUUGUCGUUUUGUUUAUGGACCUGGUCUUACAAUGUGUUAACGGGUACCUGAGCUCUCCUCAUGUUGGCCAGGAGCCCCCCUACACCAGAGAUGCUCAGCAUGGACCUGUAAUCACCAGUCCAGUAGUCCCUGCUGCAGCCUCAGUGUCUCCUGCAGAUGAAGAGAACUACACGUCCAAGUGUCCCAGUGGGGGUUUGUGCAGCCGUCUGCCAGCUGAUUGCAUUCACUGCAAUUACCAACACAACUGCACCUACAAGAAACCAGCUUCUUUCACUUGUAAACCCAAAAAAGGAGUUCACUGUAUAGGAGAGUCAGGACAGCAACAAACCAGCUUCUCUCUCUCCAUCUCUUGUCAAUUCUGCUGGCAACUGGACCCAUCCCAAUACCGCUGCUCAAACUCUACUAACUGUAUGACAGUGUCCUGCCCACGCAAGCGCUACAACGCCACCUGUGACGUGUUAGACCACGUACAUUGUUUAGGUAGAAGACGAUUUCAGAAACGUCUGUUUUGUAACUGGACUGGUGGAUACAAGUGGUCAACAGCAUUAGCACUCAGCAUUACACUUGGUGGUUUUGGGGCAGAUCGGUUUUAUUUGGGCCAGUGGAGAGAGGGUCUGGGCAAACUGUUCAGCUUUGGAGGCCUGGGCAUUUGGACUCUGAUAGAUGUUCUCCUGAUCGGGGUCGGUUAUGUGGGACCUGCUGACGGUUCGCUCUACAUCUGAAGGAAAGCUCUGGAGACAUGGCUAUAUGGUUUGUGCCCUCUUCUGCUUCACACCGCUUGACUCUCAAAGACUGAAGAUCUGCGAUGCUGUGUUCUUAGCACGUUUGCCUGUCCAAGCUCACUGUGCAACACGUCCUCAUCCCAUCUGCUCAGGCAGGAAGUGUUUUCCUCACUACACCAACGAUGACUCUACCCACACAACCAUCAGAUCUAUCCCAAUCAUUCUGCGUCCGUCUCCUGUUGAGAUUCUGCAGAUGGAGCUGUGCUGGGGGAUGAGGAGACAGUAAUUAUUGGCUCUCUGGUUGAUUUGACUUAACUGGUGGUUAGACUCCUUCAUGCUGAUAUAUAGAUAGGUUUGGUUUCCUGUGCAGCAUUGCUUUCAUGGACAUCCUGUCACCUUGGAGCUGUGUGUUGCCUCUCGUUUAUUGCAAGGUAAAAGCACUGAUGGGGUGAAAUGCUAACCGUGGCUACAGAGCUAUUUAUGAUGAUACCAGACACAGUAGAAAAGCUGAAAGGUAAUAUUUAUGUCUUGAAAGUAAGCAUGAAUGUGGAGAAGGGAAUAUGUUCAGGUGUUCUUAUUCAAAACAAAUAGUUGUUCUUGGUGAUGAACUCAGUGGUUCUUACUUAGGUUUUCCCCAUACAUUUAGUCAGCAGUGCAGGCCACGACCAUCAGAAAAUUGCUCUCAAGUCUAGAUAAAUGAUACUGUGGCUUUUUGAAAGCUCAAAUCAAAUGUUGAAAAAAUGAAAUUUCAUUGAUACAUAUGUUAUAUAAAUAAUAUAAGAGCUACGUUAUGUUCAAACUGGAACUGGUAGAGAAUCAGAAGUGCAGGGGCAAGAACUUUACUUUCUGUCACUUGCUGCAACGUGUAAUCAGAUUGUUGGGAAUUGCAGAUACAGAUCAUUACAGAUGAUAAUUUCUCUCAGUAUGUUUGUACAUGAUAAACAUUGCAACACUUCAGUGUGUUGCACUAGCAAACUGCAGUUACUUGCCGUUUCCCGUGUUGGAGAUAUCGUUGUAAGACUGUAAGAUGAGAUUGAGAAUGCGUGGCACAAAUGCACUCACCUCUCACGUCAUGUAAAUAUGUUUUCUUUCUUCAAUGUGUGGUCAUUAUAAACUGUUGAAACACUGUAAAUGACCUUUUUAAGUUAUGUAAAUAAAAUUGUGAAAUAUUGUA